AUGCCUGGUGCAGAUGGCAAGCUGGCUUGGUUUGUCAACAAGAUAAAAUGGGAUGUCAGUGCAACUGUGUUUCUCAAUGCUGAUCCUGAUCUCACCUGCUCAAUGAUCAAUGAGGCAGUAGACUCAAUACUCACAUGGCUCCACAAUUGGAAGGUAGAUGAGAACAUAGUCAUUGAUAAGGUGCAUGGCUACUGUGCUGUAGAAUUGCUCACCAUUGGUAACAUGCACCAGAGCAACUUCUGUUGUGUUGGGAACAAGAGCACUGGUUCAGUCAGUUGGAUCUUCUUGUGGUCAGGAGAGGUUGGAGUUGACGAGCUUCUGCUUGCAUUACUUGUCUGA
Messenger RNA from Fomitopsis serialis, 339 nucleotides. RefSeq lists its product as uncharacterized. NCBI's taxonomy places the organism in Eukaryota, Fungi, Basidiomycota, Agaricomycetes, Polyporales, Fomitopsidaceae. The record is from RefSeq and is a predicted model, not a curated record. The coding region runs from base 1 to 339 and encodes 112 amino acids. The transcript has 2 exons.